GUGAAUUUCAUCGGCCAAACAUAAGAUUUGCAAUCGUAUCAUGUAUCCUGACUUUUUACGUAAUCAUACCGCAAUUGACGAAUAUGAUUCUUGCCUGGGGCAAUGUGGCUCGAAUGGGGGAAUACGUCGCCUCCGCGAACUUCAGCUUGAUGGCACUAUGCAAGUUAGUUGGUACUUGGUAUCACGGUGACACGCUUCGAACGGUGAUGGCAUCGGUCGUAACCGAUUGGACGACUUCGAAGACCGACUGGGAACGAAAUACAAUGUUAAAUAUCGCGAGACGUGGAAGAAACUUAUCUUUUACAUGUUACGUGUCCAGUGCAACCACAGUCACGUUUUACAUAUCUCUCAACAUCCUGAAGUUCUAUAACAAUUUGCACCUGUCUUAUCGGAAUCUCGUAUAUAAGUUUGCCUAUCCUUACAACAUUCAGAAGAGCCCGAAUUACGAAAUCACUUUUUACGUUCAACUUUCCGGCGGCACGUACGCGGCCCUCAUUAAUUGUACAGUCGACAGUUUCGUUUCGAUACUAGUGCUGCACAUAUGCGCGCAGUUGAUAAAUCUACGAACGACACUCUACAAUCUGGUUGACCAGCGAGCAAAAAGAUCUAUAUCCUCCUCGACAUUUAAGAAAGGCCUAGCCGCGAUUACUAUGCGUCACGAACAUCUCAUCAGGAAUGCGAAGGCAAUCGACAACUGCUAUAGCGCAGUUUUAUUUGUGCACUUGUUAUGCGCUACUUUUCAGCUGUGUUUUGAAAGCUUUCAAUAUUAUUUUCAGAUAAUACAAAGUCAUACGAAAGUACCUAUAAUUAAAAUGGCUUUUGUUUCAUUUUACUGCACCCUUGUAUUGACGCAUUUGUAUAUUUACUGUUACUCAGCUGAAAGACUUUUAAUAGAGAGCACCAGUAUGGCGUAUGGCAUAUACGAAUGUAAGUGGUACGAUAUGUCACCGGAAGAGGCUAGAAGUUUAAUGUUUAUGGCAUAUCGAGCUACCCUUCCGCUUAGACUGAUGGCUGGAAAAUUCGGAAAUUUUUCAUUAGAAAUGUUCGGAGCAACGGUGAAAACGUCAGUGGGAUACCUAUCUGUAUUAAUGACACUGAUGGACAAAGUAUAAUGCUGAAAUAAUAUUAAGUUAAAUGCGCGUACUUAAUUACUAUUUAUUUUCUACAUACUGUGUUA
Molecule: messenger RNA, 1177 nt
Organism: Wasmannia auropunctata (little fire ant)
Lineage: Eukaryota; Metazoa; Arthropoda; Insecta; Hymenoptera; Formicidae
Product: odorant receptor 13a-like
Exons: 6
Coding region: 84-1112 (342 amino acids)
Biological process (GO): sensory perception of smell; detection of chemical stimulus involved in sensory perception of smell
Cellular component (GO): plasma membrane
Molecular function (GO): olfactory receptor activity; odorant binding
Source: RefSeq, a predicted model, not a curated record